AUGCAGGAGGAAGGAGAAGCCAUUUCCGAAAUGGGCAUCAUCUGCCGCAACAUCAAGAAGCUUUUGAGGAGACCAGGCAGUGCUGAAGGCGCCAUCAGCCACAUCCGACGAGAGGCAAACCAAGCGGCGCACAUUAUGGCUCAUAGCAAGACUAACUGGGAGAUGAGAGAAGUUUGGCUCGAUAGAGCGCCUGUUUUUCUGUUAGACCAGCUACGUCUGGAUGAUGUAGCCAUUGACCUGAUUUAA
Messenger RNA from Linum tenue, 246 nucleotides. NCBI's taxonomy places the organism in Eukaryota, Viridiplantae, Streptophyta, Magnoliopsida, Malpighiales, Linaceae. The record is from the annotation of a GenBank genome assembly.